AUGGCCUUUAUCAAAGGGAGACAGAUUAUGGACGCCAUUCUCAUUGCCAACGAGUGUAUAGAUGCAAGGAUAGGAAGUAAGAAACCAGGGAUAUUGUGCAAACUUGACAUUCAGAAGACCUUUGAUCAUUUGAAUUGGAACUUCUUACUUGGGCUCUUAGUGAAGAUGGGUUUUGGAGACAGAUGGGUCAACUGGAUCAAGUUUUUCAUAAGUACGGUAAGAUUUUCUAUCCUAGUAAAUGGCUCACCAGUUGGCUUCUUUCCAUCACAGAGAGGGCUGAGGCAGGGAGAUCCUCUCUCCGCCUUCCUUUUUAUCAUAGGCAUGGAAGGCCUUAAUGACAUGUUGAAAAUUGCUCAAAUCAACAAUUGGAUCAAGGGUUUCAACAUAUCUUACAAGGCAGCCAGCAACCUAGAAAUCACACACCUCCAAUAUGCAGAUGACACACUGGUGUUCUGUGAUGCUGACAGAGAACAACUGAGGAUGAUGAGGGUGAUAUUCGUUCUAUUUGAAGCUAUUUCUGGGUUGCACAUUAACUGGAGCAAAAGCCAAUUAUAUCCAGUUAAUGAGGUAAAUGGACUCCAAAACCUGGCUAACAUUCUUGGAGGAAAGAUAGGGGAACUACCGACUAUAUAUUUAGGCAUGACUCGAGGAGCUAAGAGCAAGUCCAAAGGGAUUUGGAAUGAUGUAUUGGAGAAAUGUGAAAAGAAACUGGUUAACUAG
This is a messenger RNA of Nicotiana attenuata, 720 nucleotides long. RefSeq lists its product as uncharacterized. The transcript has a single exon. Lineage: Eukaryota; Viridiplantae; Streptophyta; Magnoliopsida; Solanales; Solanaceae. The coding region runs from base 1 to 720 and encodes 239 amino acids. The record is from RefSeq and is a predicted model, not a curated record.